AUGAACCCUGAGUCAUACGAUUACCUCUUCAAGCUACUCCUUAUCGGAGAUUCUGGUGUUGGAAAGUCCUGCUUGCUUCUUCGAUUUGCUGAUGAUACCUACACGGAAAGCUACAUCUCUACUAUUGGUGUGGAUUUUAAAAUUCGUACUAUCGAACUCGACGGCAAGACAGUGAAGCUCCAAAUCUGGGACACUGCGGGCCAGGAGCGCUUCAGGACUAUCACCUCGUCUUAUUACCGCGGCGCCCAUGGUAUCUGCGUUGUCUAUGAUGUGACUGAUAUGGAUUCAUUCAACAACGUCAAGCAGUGGCUCCAAGAAAUCGACCGGUAUGCCACCGAGGGUGUUAAUAAGUUGCUCGUGGGUAACAAGAGUGAUAUGGAAGACAAGAAAGUAGUGGAAUACACAGUCGCCAAGGAGUUUGCGGAUAGUCUUGGAAUUCCUUUCCUAGAGACUUCGGCUAAGAAUGCCUCGAAUGUCGAACAAGCUUUCUUGACGAUGGCCAGACAGAUCAAAGAGCGUAUGGGAACCGCCACUGUCAACAACAAACCUACCGUGCAAGUCGGUCAAGGCCAGGGAGUUCAGUCUAGCUCUUCUGGCGGUUGUUGCUAG
This is a messenger RNA of Aspergillus saccharolyticus JOP 1030-1, 609 nucleotides long. Its product is annotated as Rab family GTPase YPT1. The transcript is spliced from 5 exons. Gene Ontology annotation, molecular function: GTPase activity; GTP binding. The coding region runs from base 1 to 609 and encodes 202 amino acids. The record is from RefSeq and is a predicted model, not a curated record. NCBI's taxonomy places the organism in Eukaryota, Fungi, Ascomycota, Eurotiomycetes, Eurotiales, Aspergillaceae.